AUGAAGGAGGAAAGAGGAACUCGAGGAGACGAGACUUUGGGCACGCUGGAAGUGAGUACUCACAUUGAAGACUCUACCCCCAGCAACAACAACAAUGUCAUACGCGUCACGUUGCUGGCGCCUAUCUUUGUGCGCCCAGCACUCGCACCACCACCAGCUUUCACGCCAACACCACCAUCCACGACGCCAACACCACCAUCCGCGUCACCUUCGCCAUCAUUUGCACCACCAUCUUUGUCAUUCAUGCUGGCACUAGCGCAUACCCCAGCGACACCAUCACCAAUGACCACUAUGCCAUUCCCAAUGCGACGGAUGCCAUGCGCGAAUGCCCAGCGUGCGCCCCUCCUCCUUCUUGUGCCAUCCACAUAUGUUCAAGUCACGUCAGCAUUCGCUGACGUGUGCUGGACAUAUGUGCUAAGCACUGGCGGAUCUAUGACCCGCAGGUACACCCUUGAUGGGUUGUACCCUGGGUCCUUACUUCGCUACCCACUGUGCAACCUGUACCCUUGCUGCGGGUCCUUGCUCUUCUUGCUCUUUUCCCCUGCUGGAGCCCUUUCCCAGUGUGCUGGCCACGUUUCUCACUCAAGCCAGGUUGUAACUGCUGAGCCUUUUCUGUGA
Suillus discolor is the source of this 618-nucleotide messenger RNA. RefSeq lists its product as uncharacterized. The transcript is spliced from 2 exons. Lineage: Eukaryota; Fungi; Basidiomycota; Agaricomycetes; Boletales; Suillaceae. The record is from RefSeq and is a predicted model, not a curated record. Bases 1 to 618 code for a protein of 205 amino acids.